This is a messenger RNA of Strongyloides ratti, 1164 nucleotides long. RefSeq names its product tRNA (guanine-N(7)-)-methyltransferase. Gene Ontology annotation, molecular function: tRNA (guanine(46)-N7)-methyltransferase activity; electron transfer activity; heme binding. The record is from RefSeq and is a predicted model, not a curated record. Gene Ontology annotation, cellular component: tRNA methyltransferase complex. The transcript is spliced from 3 exons. Bases 1 to 1164 code for a protein of 387 amino acids. Lineage: Eukaryota; Metazoa; Nematoda; Chromadorea; Rhabditida; Strongyloididae. Gene Ontology annotation, biological process: RNA (guanine-N7)-methylation; tRNA methylation.
AUGUCCAGUGAAGAUGAAAUAUUAGAUGGUGUUACAAAUGGUGUUGAAGAUACUACAAUUUCUAAGGUAAUUGGUAGCAAAUCAGGAGAAUGGCAAUUUAAUAUUGAAGAUCCAGCAAAUUAUCGUGUAUUUAAAUUAGAUGGAAAAAUGUAUUGUUUUCCAGUUCCAAAAUUGCCACAGAAAAAAUAUUACCGCCAAAGAGCACAUUGUAAUCCAAUGUCAGAUCAUAAUUUGAAUUAUCCAUUAAAUCCAUCAGCUGUUGAUUGGUAUCAAUGGUAUGGAGAAGAAAGUAAUACUAAUAAAGUUGAAUUUUUAGAUAUUGGUUGUGGAUAUGGUGGAUUAUUAUUUAGAUUAUCUGAGGAGUUUCCUACUAAAUUAGCUAUGGGUAUGGAGAUUCGUGUAAAAGUAACAGAUUUUGUUCAAGAUAAAAUUAUUGCUUUAAGGCAAGGAUUACCAGGGUUAUAUAGAAAUAUUUGGUGUUUAAGAAAUAAUACAAUGAAAUAUUUACUUAAUUAUUUUGAAAAAGGACAAUUAUCUAAAAUUUUUAUUCUAUUUCCUGAUCCUCAUUUUAAGAGACGUAAACAUAAGUGGAGAAUUAUAAAUCCAACACUUUUAGAUGAGUAUGCUUAUGUUUUGAAGGUUGGUGGAUUGAUCUACACAAUUACAGAUGUACCUGAUCUCUAUGACUGGAUGAAGGAACACCUUGAUGAUCAUCCACUUUUUGAGCGGGUUGAUGUAGAUGAAUUACAUAAACAAGGAGACAUUUGUGUAAAUUUAAUUCACAACAGUACUGAAGAAGGUGCUAAAGUUUCAAGAAAUAAAGAAAUAAUGACUAUUCCAGAAGGAGAUUACGAGAAAGGAAAAAAACUCUUCAAAUCUAGAUGCCUUCAAUGUCAUGUAAUUGAUUCUAAUGCAUCUAAAACUGGGCCAACUUUAAAUGGUCUUAUAGGAAGAACUUCAGGAACUGUUCCAGGUUACGACUUUUCAACUGCUAACAAAAAUAAAGGUGUUGUCUGGACACGUGAAACUCUUUUUGAAUAUCUUCUUAAUCCAAAAAAAUACAUACCCGGAACUAAGAUGGUCUUUGCUGGAUUAAAGAAAGAGAGUGAACGUGCUGAUUUAAUUAAAUUCAUUGAAGUUGAAUCUGCUAAACCACCACAAUAA